UUCUUGCAUUUGAUUUUAUCUACUGGUUUAUGUAAAAUAAAUCCUGCCUGUUUUGAGUCUACCGGAAUUUAAAACCUGAGUUUUUUCCACCCAUCCCCUUCUAUUGGCCUAUCUGGUGUGUCAGAGCCAGUGUUAAGGUUUUUGAAGCUCUCUCUCCUACACCCCUCCUCCAACCAAAGCGUUGAAACAGAGAACUUUGCUCUCAGAGUCCUUGCUGAAAUAUCGGUACACUCUUUGGACACAACAUUUUGGUUUCAUCAUGAUUUCCUGUCACUUCAGUGUUUUGCUUUGCCUUCUUUUGCUUGCAUCUCUCAUUACAAGCACUUCAGUUUUCAUAAGGCACAAGGAAGCCAGCAACAUCUUACAAAGAGCUAGGAGAGCCAAUUAUUUCUUAGAGGAGCUUAAAACAGGAUCACUUGAGCGGGAAUGCAUGGAAGAAAAAUGUUCGUGGGAGGAAGCAAGAGAAAUCUUCCAAGAUGAUUUGAGGACUAAAGAAUUCUGGGCAAUCUAUACAGAUCCUGAUCAGUGUGAGUCCAACCCUUGCCAGAAUGCUGGGACCUGUGUUGACGAGUAUCAAGACUACAUUUGCAUUUGUCCUCCAGAACAUGAAGGCAGAAAUUGUGAAAUAGGACCAGAAAGCAAGCUGAAAUGCUUCUUUAAAAAUGGCAAUUGUGAGCAGUUUUGUGUAGAUUCCCCAACCACAUUAAGACAAUGCUUUUGUGCAGAUGGAUACAGGCUAGGAAGUGAUCAAGUGUCCUGCAUUGCAGAAGUUGAUUAUCCCUGUGGGAAAAUACCUCUUCUGGCAAAAAGGCCAAAUCCACAAGGAAGAAUCAUAGGUGGUUAUGACUGUCCUCCAGGCGAAUGUCCAUGGCAAGCUCUCAUAACAGAAUAUGGAAAUGAAAAAUGUGGAGGUGUUCUGGUUGCUCCAUCCUGGGUCAUUUCAGCAGCUCACUGCUUUCAUGAUGUCCUCCGACAAAAUCUCAGGAUAAGACUUGGUGAAUACCAUAUCAACCAUAGAGAUGAAGGCGAACAAGAAAGAACAGUGGAUGAAUUAAUAAUCCAUGAAAAGUAUUCUCGGAAAACCAUUGACAAUGACAUUGCUUUGCUAAGAUUAUCAGCCCCAGUCAACUUCUCUGAGUAUGUGGUGCCCAUCUGCUUGCCACCUCCUCGAUUUGCAGCAGACAUAUUGAACUACGUUGAAUACUCCACAGUGAGUGGGUGGGGGCGUCUUUUGGAAGGCGGAGCUACUUCAGCACUUCUUAUGCGAGUGGAAGUCCCCAAAAUACACAAAAAGGAAUGUGUUUGGCACACUAACUUCAAUAUUACAAAUAACAUGUUCUGUGCAGGUUAUCUCGAUGGGAGUAAAGAUUCUUGUGAAGGUGACAGUGGUGGACCUCAUGUCACUGAAUACAAAAAUACUUGGUAUCUAACGGGAAUUGUGAGCUGGGGUAAAGGGUGUGCUGCAAUAGGAACAUAUGGAGUUUAUACAAAAGUUAUGAAAUACUAUCAGUGGCUAAAUAAUCGUAUGGAUUCCUAAUACAUUUUGCUUCCAAAUUGCCCUUUCAUUGUCCAAAUCCAUAAUAUUUAAUAUUUGAAUUUAGCUUAAAAAUAGCCUAUAUAUUUUAAAUUAGAUUCUACAUUUUAAAUCUGUAAUAAAACUUCAAUUAAUUGCCAUUAAAUAAUUUGAAUGCUACAAACUUUCACAAUA
Molecule: messenger RNA, 1708 nt
Organism: Thamnophis elegans (Western terrestrial garter snake)
Lineage: Eukaryota; Metazoa; Chordata; Lepidosauria; Squamata; Natricidae
Product: coagulation factor VII-like
Exons: 8
Coding region: 260-1537 (425 amino acids)
Biological process (GO): blood coagulation; proteolysis
Cellular component (GO): extracellular region
Molecular function (GO): calcium ion binding; serine-type endopeptidase activity
Source: RefSeq, a predicted model, not a curated record